Molecule: messenger RNA, 1959 nt
Organism: Pecten maximus
Lineage: Eukaryota; Metazoa; Mollusca; Bivalvia; Pectinida; Pectinidae
Exons: 3
Coding region: 333-1541 (402 amino acids)
Molecular function (GO): protein binding
Source: RefSeq, a predicted model, not a curated record
CCAGUGGAAUGAUCUGGCCUUAGCAAGAGUUUUGGCAUCCUUGUGAAAUAUGUGUUUGUCCUGAUCGGGAAAUGAAUAGGAUUAACGGUAUACCGACGGAUUAAGGUCAACAUGUUUUUGUGUAUCGCCAACAAUCUUUGGACUCUGUAGCAAUAGCCAAUACCAUGAUUAUUUAAAUUAAAUAAGAUUAACAAUUUCCCUCCGUGAUCGUAGGGGCAUUAUAGCUACAAUAAGACCUGUUUUAAUUUGGAUUACGAUCUGUUGAGAAACAACUGGCAUAUACUGCGGCAUAUUUAUUUUGCACUGAGUCAAUCAGAACAGACCGUAUCAAGAUGGCUGCGAUCAUCUUGACGGUAGUGUUGUGUGUAUUGUCGGUGCCCGGGGGGUUGGGACAGACGUUCCCCACGGGCUGUGCCUACGAUGCAACUGAUGCCUCUGUUGGUGUUUACAGCUGUGAUUUCACCGCCCUCGCCUCAUCAACUAUAGCUUACAGUAGCUUUUCCAAUCCGUACCCACAGCGUCUCCGGAUAUACAAAAUAUCCGGAACUAUCGGUUCCGGUUCUCCUCUCUUUUCCGGAUUUUCCAGCUUCUCCAGCACGAACUUCGAUGGGAACUAUGUGGCUAGCCUAGAGAUUGAGUGUGUUUCCAACACGGACACAACGUUUAGUGCUGGGGCAUUCCCGGACAUGGGUUAUCUACAGGGAGUCACCUUCAAGAACUGUAAAUUACUCUCCAUUCCGGCCAGCGCAUUCGCCGACUUCGGUACCCUCAACUACUUCCGGAUCGAAGGCGGAAGUAUAGCAGCACUAGAUGCUGCUUCCUUCACUGGAGUCAAUGUCUCCAAAUUGUCUGUUCCCGACCCGUCCGGGGACUUCACCAUCAAAAACUGCGCUACCCCCGGAACUUUCCCGGCCACUAUGCUGGAUCAUCUAACGACAACCAAGAAAUUUGACUUCAACAACGCCGCUUUGACGGAAGUGACGACAACCACGUUCUCUCUCAACAAGGCCGUGACGUCAAUAGUCCUCUCCAACAACGUCAUCACCACCCUCACCGAUAACGUUUUUGAGGGAUUGGACGCCCUUUCCGCCGUCGACAUGACGGGCCUACAGUGGACCUGUACCUGUGAGGCGUUGUGGUUCUUGGAGAAAUUCAGCACUGCAGGCAUAGAAAUCGUGGGGGGUCCUGUCUGCAGCUCGCCGGCAGAUUAUGCAGACAAGAGAUCCACUAAUUACUACAGUGCGUCAUGUACGACUACCGAUAUCUGUAAUGGUACCCCAGGUAUUGUGAUGGGGUCCUCCUGUAUGACUGUUUACCAAUUAGUCAGCUACAGUGUCCUCUUAGUAACGCUCGUGCUCUCGUGCGUGGCUCUAGGACUGGUCUGCAAUACCCGGAAACAACUUACCAAUAACAAGAACAAACUCAAGAACAAGAAGAAUAGCUCGUGGAACAAGGUCCAGGACGCCCUGAAACGAGGCGGCAACACCGGGCAAAAACCUCCCGCUAAAACAAACGCUCCAAAGGGCAAGGGCUGGGUGUAACCAAAGCGAGGCUCGUGACGUCAUGUAUUCGGGCAAAUAUCAAUUAAUAAUUAUAAAAAUUUUCAUUUGUAUGCCGCCCUUCCUAGUGUUAAAACUUUCAGGUUAAACACCAAUAAUCAUUAAGAUUCUUUUGUCGAAAUACGUAAUAAUGUUCUGUAUAUAUCAGUAUUAUGUUGUAGAACGUGAAUUUAUAAUUCUGAGUCGUUUACUAUGAUCAGGAUUCACCUGGCAAAGCGGUGCGCAAUGUAAAUAUUUCCUUUUCCAAAACAAAAUGAAAUUAGAAAAUACUUACCCAUUCAUUGAAUUCACUAUCAUGUAUUAAGUGUAUAUCACGCUCCACUCUCUCUUCAAGAACUCCAUUUCUACUAUUUAUAUAUUUUAUUGUUUGUUUGUUUGUAAAAUAAAAUGAUGAAAAUGC